AUGUUUAACGCCGCCGUCGGGCUGAUCGACAACGAGAGAUUUGAGGGUUUUCAGUCCCUUGCAAAGGGCCUUGCAAAGGGCAUCAGCACGCUCUUUGGCCGAAACAUAUUAGUGCCCGAUGUUGUUAUUACCGACUUUGACGAUCAGAUGAAGAAGACCAUUGGGAUUGAGUUUCCGGUCACUCAGCAGCAGCUAUGCAUCCAUCACAUCAACUCCAACCUGAUGCUACAGUCCAAACGGAGGUGGGUGUAUUCCACAAGGGAUAGUGGCACCGGGGACGAAAGCAAUUCGGACGAGCCCGAUGCUACCUUGAACCCACGCGAUGGGCAAGCAGUACAUGCAUCUGAAGGCAAGAGGAGUCAGUCACACGAGACAAGUUGCAUCAGUCUGUGCCCCACGACUACAAUGGAGUGCUUGUGCUGUGGAAGCUGGUGGCUUUUGCUGAGACAGGAUAGGAACAUCAGAAGGCUUGGGAAUGCCUCUGUCGGCAAUUUAGUGACCAGAGAGCAAUCCUCACGUAUCUACAUGUACCGUAAGUUCGGCAUCCGAGUAAUUUCUGGCACGGAGGCCGGCGACGACGUAAAGAGCCAUCUUUUGAACGGAAUGGGCCAUUUCUACCGGCUUGUUGAGGCAUUUCAGGGCAUACUAGCAGACCAGGAGAGGGAGUUCCGCCAGGCCUGUGCCCGGGAUGAGGUGUUGACGGCGCGAAAGCACGUUGGGCAGGGCUCGGAAUGUCUCGGCGGGCUUCCUUACAUGGUGUCUAGGAAGGCACUUUGA
Molecule: messenger RNA, 777 nt
Organism: Metarhizium acridum CQMa 102
Lineage: Eukaryota; Fungi; Ascomycota; Sordariomycetes; Hypocreales; Clavicipitaceae
Source: RefSeq, a predicted model, not a curated record